UUUUUAAGUAAAUUGUAUUGAUAAAUAAUUUGCUAUAAAAAUGCCCCUAAUGUCGAACGAAGCAGAAAUUCAAAGGGAACAUUUUAGGUUAAUUCAAAAAUAUUCUAAUAUAUUUUCAAAAGAAAAAUCAAAUACAACUCCUCGUAGAGAACUUGAUAGGAGGAAAAGAUUUGAUGCUGAUAGUACUAUGACAAAUAAGAUUAAUACUAAUAGUACAGAAAUAAAUACAAAAUCAGUACCUACAGUUAAAAUUUUGAGAUUAAAUAUACCACCCAUCAAAUUUCAAUCUUUAUCCAAACCAGGAGAUAUCAAUACCUUUCCUAGUCAAUCACCAUCUAAAAUUUUAGCACAUAAAGACACAAAUAUAAUAGAUGAACUUCCUGAAGACUUAAAAUUCAAUGGAAGUCCAACUGAGAUUUUAACUCGCAGAUGUAGUGCAAAAACUAAUAGUUUGUUUAACAAAAAUGAAUUUGCCAACAAUAGUGAAGGUUCCAAACAGGUAAAAAAAAAUAAUGAUCCAGAUUCUAAGGCAAAUACAUCACUUUCAAGGCGUGCAAGCUUUUAUUCUGGUUAUAUUUCAACCAUUGCUAAUGAGUUGAUUGGAAAUGAUUUAUCGACUCAAGAUAGAGAAGCUGGUAUGACCAGAAUUUCUACUAGGCGAAAAAGUUUGAGUGAAGCUUUGCCUAAAGCUGAUGACAUAAUUUUAAAUAGGGAUAUACAUGACUAUAAUUCUAUAAAAAAUAAAAGAUCUAGUAAUAAGAUCAAAAGUAAAACUGAGAAUUGUAGUAAAAGUAGCUUUGAAACUGAAACAUCAGAUGAAAAUAAUCAAGAACGAGAACUUCAGAAAAUAAGUGUUUAUAAUGUUGAUAGUACAAAAAAAGAUUCUAAAAAAAUUGAACCGAUCUUGAGUAAUAUAAAUAAGACUGUACCUAAAGCUUCAAGUGAAAGUUCAAAUAAACGCCAAUUGUUUAACAAGGAAGGUUCCAGUAAGAGUUCCAAACAGUCAGAAGCCUCCAACAAGAAUAGUUUAAUUACAUGUAAGUCUCCAAUUAUAAUAUUGACUAAAGAACCAAAAAUUGUACCUGAAAAUAGUCCAGCAAGCCAAGCCAGCAAUAUAAAUAAGACAAUACCUAAAGCUUUAAGUGAAAGUUCAAAUAAACGCCAAUCGUUUAACAAGGAAGGUUCCAGUAAGAGUUCUAAAGAGUCAAAAGCCUCCAAUAAUGAUAUAAUAACCACAUGUAAGUCUCCAAUUGUGAUAUUGACUAAAGAACCAAAAAUUGUACCUGAAAAUAGUCUAACAAACAAUAACAUUGAAGCAGCAACUAAGAAUGCAUUAGAAGCCAAAAUAAAUCUUCAUCAGAUGAAAAAAGAUUGUGAUAAAAUUGAACCGAUCUUGAGUAAUAUAAAUAAGUCAGUACCUAAAGCUUUAAGUGUAAAUGCAAAUAAGCAUGAAAUGUUUAACAAGGAAGGUGGUCUAAGUAAGAGUUCCAAACAGUCAAAAUCCUCCAAUAAUGAUAGUUUAACAACAUGCAAGUCUCCAAUUGUAAUAUUGACUAAAGAACCAAAAAUGGAAGAUCAACAUCGAUCUUCCAUUGAACCAUCAUCAAUGGUUAAAAAUAUUCUUGCUAUUACAAAGAAACGAGUAUUUGAAACUGACCACAACAAUUGUGAAUCUGAGUUUAAAAGAAUUAAAUCCAAGAAGUAUAAAUCACCUAAGGAUUCUUGUAAACCAAAUUUAACUAAAAACGUAAAAGAAAAACUUAUGUCAAUAAAGAUUACUCAAGAUUCUGAUAGUGAUUCCGAUAAGCCUGUUUUAAAAAGGUUGGAACUCAAAAACAAAUCUAAUAAGAGAUUAAAUGAACUUUUAAAAGGGUACAGAAAGUAUAAAAAAAUGACUGUUUACAAAACUCAUCCACAACCUGAACAUUGUUUGAAAGAGUACAGUGAAGGAUUUCGUAAAUCAAAACGUAUAAAAGAACUUUUGAACAUUAAUAAUGAAAAAGGAAAGCCAAAGAAACCUGUUAAAAAUAGACGACAGAAAAAAUCUAAGACUAUCAAAAAAUACAAAUCUAGAAAAACUGUUACGAAAAGAUCGGAAACAUCUUCUAUUACCCAACGUUAUAACCUUAAAAAAUUAUCCAUUAUCUUAGAUAGGAAUAUGAUUGAUAUCGAGAUGAGCACACAACGUAAAAUCAUGGAAAGUAAAAUGUACUUAACCCAAAAACUAAUGACAAUUUCUGAUACUGAUGAUUUUGAUACUAGUUUUGAGACUGGUCUCAGGAUUGAAACGGAUUCUGAAGAUGAAGAAAUUUUGAACAGUAUUUUAUUAUCAGGUCGUAAGAGAAACAAGAAAGUUUUAGUGUCCGAUGAUGAUAAUGAUAUAAUUAUCAAAAGAAGCAAAAAUGUUAAUGUACAUAAAAGUAUCGAUUUUACACCUGAUGAAAAUGGUACAAAGCUGGCUGUUGAACUUGAUUCCAAUGAUAUGAUGACUAGUGAUAAAGUUGUCAAACAAAAUGUUAAUGUUGAUCUUAUAGUUAAUGGUGUACCUGAACAAGAUGAUAAUAUAUUGAGCUGUGAUAAUGAUCAUGUAGUCAUUCCAAACGACUCACCAAAUGCAGGUGAAACAUUUGACAAUGAUUUUACUGAUUCAGAACCUGAAAUAGUCGAUGAAGUAAAUUUAAAUAGCCCAGGUGAAGUGGAUGGAAUACAAAUUAUUUCCAAAGAAAUAUUACCAAAAGAACCCAUGUCUAGCAGCUUUCUAGAUACCAGCAUGGAAAUUGUGAACUCAUUCACUCAAGACAUCGAAGAAGACAACAUUUCUGAAAAUCUGAUACUUCAAAUUGAAACAGAUUCCGAAAACGAACAGUGUUCAACCAGUAGACCUAGAAGGCCAUCAUCUCUUCUUGGAAAUUUUAUGACCAUGAUUAAUACAGAUUCAGAUAGAAGUCUGUCAAUAGCAGGAAGUGAUUUAGAAGAUGGGCCUGUUGGAAGUUGUUCGAUGAAUUUAAAUAGCUGCCCUUUGGAUAUGAGACCAGCAAAAGAAUCGGAUUCUCACAAUCAUCUGGAAACUAUAAAUCUAAAUGACAAUGUUCAAGUUGAUUUUUGUGCCGAUUCAUUAAUUGAGGAGGCGCAAAUAAAUUUGGUCAAUAAUGAAAUGUUUAAUAUUGAUCCUAAAUAUGCAUCGAUGAUCAAACCUUGUUCGGUUGUAUUGGAAGAUUGUUUGGAACCUGUACACAUCGAACCUGAGAUUGAUAUAAAUAUAGAAACCACAGUACAUGCAUGUAUUCCCUGUAAUGAAACUUAUACGACCUUAAAAGAUUUAAGAAAACAUGUAUAUACAACGCACAUAAGUGACACAACCAAUAAAUGUUUCAUUUGUGACGUCGAAAUUACCAACAAGAACAAAAUGACCACUCACAUAUUGACUCACAUGCUUACGGUUAUUUAUAUUUGUGAAAUUUGUAACGCAGUGACAGAAACUCAGGAAAGUUACGAUGAACACAUGCUUACCCAACACAACAGCUUUGUGUGUGAUGUAUGUGGUAAACCUUGUUCAUCCAAAAAUACUUUGACCAAACACAAAAUAGUACAUCAGCCAGAUAGAUACAAAUGCAAGGUAUGCAGCAAAAUAUUUGGUAGCGCCCGUAAACUCAGGCGACACAUGCUGAUUCAUGGGGAAAGGAAAUUUUUCUGUGAAAUUUGUGACGCUACAUUUUGUAGAAGAGAAGUUUUAAAUGAUCACGUGAAGAUGCACAGCACAGAACGUGCCUACAAAUGUGACUUUUGUUCUAAGACUUUUACCACAAAAAGUAGCCUGUAUGCACACAUAAGAAUCCAUGAUAAAACAAAACAAAAGAAGUGUGAAUACUGUUCGAAAACAUUCACUACAAGACAAGCUCUCCUAAGGCAUUUGUACAAGCAUGAAAAUGUCCAACUUCAUCAAUGUAAUGUGUGUAAGAAUGUUUAUGAAACUUUAAGUGAAUUAAAAGCUCACGAGCAGAAGCACAACGGAGAUUUGGAAACAUUCCAGUGUCGAAUAUGUGGAGAAGUUUUUACAUCGAAGGUGAAAUUGAGUCAUCAUAGGGAAGGUUGCAGGGAUAAAAAUGAUUCUAACGAGGAAGUGGGAAGUCACUGGUUGAUAAAUUUAAACUUGAGUCCUCCAAAGAUUAGAACUCGCAGAAAAGUCUAUAGGAGAAAUAUAUUGGAUCCUGAUAUUUCGAAAGAAAAUGAGAUCAAUACCACAGAAACAAAUGUGCAAUCGGUAGCUACAGUUAACAAUUUGGAGUUAAAUUUAUCACCUACCAAAACUCAAUCUUCAUCUAAACCUGAAGGUUUCAAUUCUAAUACUGGAAUUUUAACCCAUAGAGAUACAAAUAUAAUAGAAGCAUUUUCUGGGGACUUAAAAGUUAAAGAAAGUGCGGCUAAGAUUCUAACUCGCAGAUGUAGUGCAAGAAAUAAAAAUGCUUCUACUAAAAAUGAAUCAAACGAAGUUACCAGCCAAGGUGCCAAAAAGGUAGGAAAAUCUAAUGAUAAAUUGUGUGUAGAUUCUAAUGGAAAUGAAUUACCUAAACUUACCGAAGCUUUAUUUGAACCUGACUUAAUUGAAAAUAAAAAUAUAUCACUGAAGGUUAAACAAAACGCAAUUUCCAGUAAGAAUUCCAACCCCAUAUGUGUUAUCAAACUUGAUAAAAAUGAGAUUUUGUCUGCACUUAACAAUUUGAGUAAAACCACAAAUAAAAAUGAACAUAGUCCAACUUUCAAUGUUGGGAUUGUAGAAUGUAGUAAACAAGUUACUAGUAAAAGUUCAAAGAAUUCCAAAGCAUCUAAUAAUGAUAAUUUAACUAAAUAUAAGUCUCCAACUGUAAUGUCGACUGAAGAAACAAAUAUUGUACCUGAAACUAAAACUAGUCAAGCGGUCAAUAAACUUGAAGCAGCAACUAAGAAUGCAUCAGAGGGUAAUAUAAAUUUCAAUCGGAUAAGUCAAACAUGCAACAGAAACAUUCAUCUAAAUAUCGAUUCUGAUAAAGUGGAAUGUGAUAUCAAAGGGAUUAGAAGAGAUGGAUUGAAUAUAAAUAAUAAUAUAGUAAAAAAAUUAGAUGUACACAAGCCUGAAAAGAAACCUGCGAAAAACAGACAACUUAUAAAGUCUAAGCCAAACUCUAUGAAGCCUGAACGGAAGAGUUUUUUAUCAAGCACUAAAUCAAACUUAUCUCUCUCUAUUACUAAACGAUAUAAACUUAAGAAGCUAUCCGUAGUAUUAGACAGAACCAUGGUAGAUACUGCGAUGAAUAACCCACAUAAAAUCAUCAAAAGCAAAAAUAACUCGAGCAUAAAACUAACAACAAUUAGUAAUACCGAUGAUCUGCAUGCAAAUCUUGGGAACUAUGUUGAUUCUACAGACUCAAGACCUGCAAUAGUCGAUGAAGUAAAUAUAAACAGUCUGGUCGAAGUGAACAUGACACGAAUUAAGUGCAACGAAACAUCAACUAAAGGUGGAUCUGUGAGUCCAACAAAAGAACCAAAUGCUCAAAAUCCAAUGAAAAAUGUGAGUCCUAAUCACAAUGAUCAAAUUCAAAUGGAGGAACAAAUAAAUUUGGUUAGUAAUAAAAUAUUUAAUAUCGAUCCCAAAUAUGCAACGAUGAUCAAACCAUGUUCGGUUGUAUUGGAAGAUUGUGUGGAACCUGUGCACAUCGAGCCUGAGAUUAAUAUAAAUAUAGAAACCACAGUACAUGCAUGUAUUCCCUGUAGUGAAACUUAUACGACCUUAAAAGAUUUAAGAAAACAUGUGCAUACAACGCAUGUAAGUGACACAACCAAUAAAUGUUUCAAUUGUGACGUCGAAAUUACCAACAAGAACAAAAUGACCACUCACAUAUUGACUCACAUGCUUACGGUUAUUUAUAUUUGUGAAAUUUGUAACGCAGUGACAGAAACUCAGGAAAGUUACGAUGAACACAUGCUUACCCAACACAACAGCUUUGUGUGUGAUGUAUGUGGUAAACCUUGUUCAUCCAAAAAUACUUUGACCAAACACAAAAUAGUACAUCAGCCAGAUAGAUACAAAUGCAAAGUAUGCAGCAAAAUAUUUGGUAACGCCCGUAAACUCUGGCGACACAUGCUGAUUCAUGGGGAAAAGAAAUUUUUCUGUGAAAUUUGUGACGCUACAUUUUGUAGAAGAGAAGUUUUAAAUGAUCACUUGAAGAUGCACAGCACAGAACGUGCCUACAAAUGUGACUUUUGUUCUAAGACUUUUACCACAAAAAGUACUCAGUAUGCACAUAUAAGAAUCCAUGAUGAAACAAAACAAAAGAAGUGUGAAUACUGUUCGAAAACAUUCACUACAAGACAAGCUCUCUUAAGGCAUUUGUACAAGCAUGAAAAUGUCCAACUUCAUCAAUGUAAUGUGUGUAAGAAUGUUUAUGAAACUUUAAGUGAAAUGAAAGCUCACGAGCAGAAGCACAAUGGAGAUUUGGAUACAUUCCAGUGUCGAAUAUGUGGAAAAGUUUUUAUAUCGAAGGUGAAAUUAAGUCAUCAUAGAGAAGGUUGCAGGGAUAAAAAUUAUUCUAGCGGGGAAGUGGGAAGUCACUGGUUGAUUUAAGAUUGAUAUUAAGAUACAUUUGGUUUUAUUCAUUAUUAUAAGAGAAUUGCUAAAAAUAAUUUUUACUGUGAGUCGUUAGUUUUGGGCUCACGUCUUUCAUAUAUUUUUCUUUUUUUAAAUUGUUAACCUUAUGCAAUUAAGAAUUUUCUAUUGAACAAUCACGAUUGCUAUUUGCUAAUGAUGGACAGAAGUUAACUGGCAAAUAAAUAUUUAAAUAUUCUAGUAUCAAGAAAGAUAUUAAAAUGUACCAGGGGGGUGUUUACAAGAAAAUUUAUGCUAUAUCAAGAGAAAACUAUUCAGCAAACAUUAGAUCGAAUUGUUGUAAGAAGAGCUGACAUGCGACAACAUUCACCUUGAAUUCAUACAGUCAUUAAUUUUAAUUUUGUUUUUCAUAAAUUAAUUAUAGUCUAUAUAUAAUAUUAAUUUAAUUUGCUCAAGUUGAAUACGGGUUUUCUGUGUACAUAAUAAAAUUUUAAAUGUUUACUUUGUUCAAUUUUUAGAUUUUAAAAAUUUUACAUGGUCUUUUUGCAUCCC
Ctenocephalides felis (cat flea) is the source of this 7132-nucleotide messenger RNA. RefSeq lists its product as uncharacterized. The coding region runs from base 41 to 6598 and encodes 2185 amino acids. The transcript has 6 exons. Lineage: Eukaryota; Metazoa; Arthropoda; Insecta; Siphonaptera; Pulicidae. The record is from RefSeq and is a predicted model, not a curated record. Gene Ontology annotation, cellular component: nucleus.